Messenger RNA from Aaosphaeria arxii CBS 175.79, 1350 nucleotides. Its product is annotated as vitamin B6 biosynthesis protein. Gene Ontology annotation, molecular function: amine-lyase activity. Lineage: Eukaryota; Fungi; Ascomycota; Dothideomycetes; Pleosporales. The record is from RefSeq and is a predicted model, not a curated record. The transcript is spliced from 3 exons. Gene Ontology annotation, biological process: amino acid metabolic process; pyridoxine biosynthetic process; pyridoxal 5'-phosphate biosynthetic process. Bases 231 to 1160 code for a protein of 309 amino acids.
UAUAUAUCCUUUUUCCCCAACUUUUUUUUCAGCCUUCCCCUCCACUCUUCUUUACUGCUUCGAUCUUUUCCAAUUGACUCAUCACUCACUCACACUCUUCCCCACCUCAAUUGACUUCUUCUCUCCCGUCGACCUCUGACUCUCAUAUAAGAAGAGACAGACUCUCCUCCUCUCUCUCCUUCUCUUUCCCCGUCAACAGUGACAGAUCCCCUCCUACACAUCCACACACAAUGGCCACCGAACUCCCCACCACCAACGGCAACGGCACCGCCGCCCAGGACGGCGACAACACCUUCGCCGUCAAGGCCGGCCUCGCCAGGAUGCUCAAGGGCGGCGUCAUCAUGGACGUCGUCAACGCCGAACAAGCUCGCAUAGCAGAAGAAGCCGGCGCCGCCGCCGUCAUGGCCCUCGAGCGCGUCCCCGCCGACAUCCGCGUCCAGGGCGGCGUGGCACGCAUGUCCGACCCAAAAAUGAUAAAGGAGAUCAUGGAUACCGUUACCAUCCCCGUCAUGGCGAAGGCGCGCAUCGGGCACUUCGUCGAGUGCCAGAUCCUCGAAGCCCUAGGCGUAGACUACAUCGACGAAUCCGAAGUCCUGACUCCAGCCGACGCCGUCCACCACGUCUCGAAGCACGCCUUCCGCGCCCCCUUCGUCUGCGGGUGCCGCAACCUCGGCGAGGCGCUCCGCCGCAUCUCCGAAGGCGCCGCCAUGAUCCGCACGAAAGGCGAGGCCGGAACCGGCGACGUCAUCGAAGCCGUCCGCCACAUGCGUACCGUCAACUCUGAGAUCGCGCGCGCGAAGGGCAUGGACGAGAUGGAGUUGCGUGUGUACGCGAAGGAACUGCAGGUGGACUAUGAGUUGCUUAAGCAAACGGCGGAACUCGGGCGGCUUCCCGUGGUGAAUUUCGCGGCGGGGGGUGUUGCCACGCCGGCGGAUGCGGCGUUGAUGAUGCAGCUUGGGUGCGAUGGGGUGUUUGUGGGGAGUGGGAUUUUUAAGUCCGGGGAUGCGGCGAAGAGGGCGAGGGCGAUUGUGCAGGCGGUUACGCAUUAUAAGGAUCCGAAGGUUUUGGUCGAGGUGUCGAUGGAUCUUGGGGAGGCGAUGGUGGGGAUUAAUACGGAGAAGAUGCCGGAGGGGGAGAGGUUGGCGAAGAGGGGGUGGUGAGUGUGAAGAGAUGAAGGGAGAGGGCGAGUUUGUAUGAUAGGAAUGAAAAUGGAAUGGGUGUUCGAUAGCACGGUAUGAAUGCUCAAAAAUGUGUUUAGUUAUUACAUCGCCACCCAGCAGUUCAACCUACACUACCAGUACUUAUCUCAAAAGAAAAAACAAGCAAAAAAGAGGGUAUCAAAUUCACCAA